This is a messenger RNA of Acanthamoeba castellanii str. Neff, 942 nucleotides long. RefSeq lists its product as uncharacterized. The record is from RefSeq and is a predicted model, not a curated record. The coding region runs from base 1 to 942 and encodes 313 amino acids. Lineage: Eukaryota; Discosea; Longamoebia; Acanthamoebidae. The transcript is spliced from 5 exons. Gene Ontology annotation, cellular component: SAGA complex.
AUGCUAGACACGAACACCCGCAUUAAUGAUCACAUCAUCGCCUGGCUGCCUCGCGGCCAGACCGUAGCUGCCCAGGUGCCCUACACCAAGCGAAAACAAGAGUGGAUUGUGGCCUCGGUCGUCUCCUGGAAUGAAGACGAAAUGACAUACGUCGUGAAGGACGAGUUCCCCGAGAAUAAGAAGAUGAAGUCUUGGACCAUCCCGCACCACAAAGUAAUCCGGUUUCCUCGCGAUCUGAGGGAUCCCUUGAUGCCAGGAGACCGCGUACUGUCUCUUUGGUACAUCCCCGACACGGAGGAGUGGUCCUCCAUGUUCUACGAGGCCACAAUUGUGAACACCGACGAUAUGGAGAAGACAAGUACGAUAUGGCUGCGAUUUAACGGCGACGACGAGGUCUACGAAAUCGACUCGAUGAAGAUUGUAAAGAAGCCAAAACGAAGAUCUAAGGUGCCCAAGCGACCAUUCACCUCGGCCAUCAACGGCAGUUCUUCUCCUCUCCACUCUCCACCAACAGAUGUCUACGACGAGCCUCGACCACACCAGCGAUUCAAUGCCUCGCCACCAGAACAGCCACCCCACAAGAAACCGCGAAUGAUGAAAAUGGAAGAGGACCAGCAUCAUCCACCAUCUCGAAACGUAAUGGAAACUUCGCCCUUCUCGCCGAUCUCUUCAGCUUCUACCUCGACUUCUUCCACCUCUUCUCCGUACGCCAAGUCGUUGGGUGCCAACGGCACGACGACGGUGGGCUCCACCUUCCAUCUCAACGGCACCAGCAGCAAUCGUUCGAUCAGCCCUGACCGAGAGCAUCAGCCGCCCCAUCACCAUACGCCAGUUUCCGCCGCCGUGUUCAACAACCGGUAUCAAUUUUGUGGAGUGCUGGGGAAGAAGAUGAAGAGGAUGGGGGCAAUCCUCAACGAACGAAGCAAGGUGUCCAACACGUAG